Westerdykella ornata is the source of this 3129-nucleotide messenger RNA. RefSeq lists its product as uncharacterized. The record is from RefSeq and is a predicted model, not a curated record. The transcript is spliced from 2 exons. The coding region runs from base 1 to 3129 and encodes 1042 amino acids. NCBI's taxonomy places the organism in Eukaryota, Fungi, Ascomycota, Dothideomycetes, Pleosporales, Sporormiaceae.
AUGCGACUCCGCGACGCAACGGAGAGGCGCGCCCCUCUGGCCUAUCAAGGCAACGGGUCGUACAUUGAUCUAGGUCUAGAGUCAAACGACGACCCCGGAGAACCGCAGUCUCGCUCGCGCCGUGGCACCAACGUCCGCACCAUGGCACCCCCCAGAGGCAGACGUCCUGAUCGAGUACCUUCGCCGCCCGAUGAAAAACAGCGCGAAAUGCUUCUUCUGCUGCCGGCGCCCUUUCCUACGCUCGAUCCCGGCGAAACGCUCGAAGAUCGUGUUGAAGCCAGUCAACAUUGCAUCGCUAUGCUCAUAUUGCAACGUUUCGGCAAGGACGACGAAGCGCGCGUCGCUAGUUAUAAGGACAUCGACCGGAGAAAUGCUCGGGAGUUACAGAUCUCUGCAACUCAGCUUCCGGAUCUGGGAGGCCCACAAUCUGCCUCAGAUUUGAUACGACACCUGGAAAGGGUGUUGCGGAACCGCUUCGGCAUCGGCGCUCGUACCAUUCAUUUCAGGGACCUUUACUGGUCAUUGCGACAGAAGAUCAUAGAUGAGAUUGUGCAAGAAGCUAUGGUAUGCUUCCCUGGAGGGGGCUUUCUAGCAGUCAAGGCCCUUCUCGGUGUUGAUGACAAGGAGCUGCACGACAUCUUGGACGAGAACGCCGAUAAUACGAUGAAAGAUGACGAGAAACAGGAGCGCAGACGCCUACAGGAAAAAUGUAGAGCGCACCACCUUUCCAGAUACAAACAGGGGAAAGAUGAUUCUGCGAUCCACUUGGCUCUACCUGAGAGCUCUGACCAGAAUGAAGUCAUCGAUCCCGAUUUUCCUCAUCCGGGCGGGCUUCUCGUAGCAUGCAUUUAUCUUCUGGAGAACCAUCUCCCAAUAAGCCUUCUUGGCGAAUGGAAGGAUCUAAUGCUUCCGCAGCUAUUGUCGGAAUCAAUUCGUCCUUUUCCGUGUGCUGUGAGCGGUCGCAACCCUUCGGGGUCGGAGCUGAAGGAUAGGAUCGAGGCUCGAGAUACCCCCAAAGAUCAGCAAUGCAAUCCGCCCUUGAGACCUUCCCCAACAGUCCGAACAUCGAAAGAGGAAUGUUCACUUUUGGAUCGUCAGGUCGCGAGCGGUGCCCCAGUGGAAGAUGUCGAAAUCGUUGGAGAACGUCUGGUCAAUCCGGGCAGUAAGCGUGCCGGUGAAGGCCAAGAUCAUGCUGCGGACACUCCACAUAUUCUUCCCUCAUUCCAGAAGAAUGCUACACAUGUUGAACCGCGUACCAAGAAUGAGGAACAUCGGCUCGUGGGCGGCCUGAAGUCAGCUGCGUCUGGCGAUACAUUGAACCAGAUUGGGGAAUCAGCUUCUCGAACCCCUCCUUCUUUCAGACGCUCUUCUACUGGAAAUCAAGCCCUCAAUUCAUCUCGAAAGGAAAGAACGCUCCCCCAGGCGUCCCUAAUACACCCCCAUAUGGCGACGACGGAAGAUGCGCCCCGCGACGGCCAGUUGGGUUUCCCAAGCCGUAGUUCCUUUAGAUCACACCCUCAACAACAGGCACGGGACGAGCCGGCACUGGACUCCAAUAGUCCAAAAUCUGGGCCGAAAGUCAAAUGUGUCACGACUCCAACGGUCCCUGGGAGCAUACCCACUCCCUCGCUUUCUCCGUAUAAUACAGCCAAGAUCCCUGAAAAGCCGAUGUGUAGUGCAGCUUCGAUGCCGUCCGUUCGUACCCCGGAGGCUCGCGCCAAUUAUAGGCAGAUGGUGACGGAACACCACCGCUCGGCUUUGCAACAAGCGCAGACGAGGAGCUCUCAUCAGGAACAAGGCCACGCUACCUCAGGAUCAGAAAAUGGGAUAAAUGCAAUGGAAUGCACUCCAGCGUCGAACAGGUCCCCUGCAGAGCCUGGAAAGGCAUGCCCGCCAGGUGUCUCGCUUCUUCCGAACCAAGGAAACCAGUCCGUGACCCGUGCGAUGCCGCAUGCGAACAUUGCGAGUUACGAUCGGAAGCGUUCACCAGUACAAGUCGCUAAAGCGGAUCCUCAGCGAUUGAGAGCCGUGCGGAGAGCCGCUAACCCGACAACAUCAGAUCAAUCGGUUUCCGUCCAAGCAAUAUCAGCUUACCAAGGUUCCUCGCUGUCGGCUAUGAAUGAACCAGUUCCCCUUCAAGGAACUGCGUUUCCGGCCAGUCGAAAAUACUCACCCGCAAAUUCUGCUGGCGACUUUUAUCAGCCACGACCCUCUACUAUACCCUCUCCGCAGCGAAAGGUGCAGCAUCCGGCUGGCGGUUGGCAAACCUCGUCGAAUCGGCCCAUAGAAUAUCCCUCGCGCGGUCCCGGCGUCAGCUGCGUAAGUUGCCCUGCCGACGCCGCUCACGGAGCCUUGAUGCAUUUCUCAUCUCAAGGCCACUUCAAUGGACCUGGAGCGGGAAAUGGCCUCUCAUCGACUGUUCAUGCGAAUUUGGUAGACUCUGGUCCACCUCCUCAUUCCAAUGGGGCGUCCAACCACAACUACCCUGAUCCCCAGGCUCACUUGUUCCAAGAGGGGCCGAGGCCGGUGCACUCACUUCCAGAUCAUGGUUCUCCGCCUGCUCACUUGAAAAGCAGCGGCCAGUACUAUGGCCAUGCUCCCUCACCGCAAGCGCCGGCAGCGACUCCUUCUUAUGCGCCGAGUCACAUACUAUAUACUGGAAAUCUACACGGUGGAAACGUGAUGAACAUGGCAACAUUUCCAAACUGGAUCUCUCACCAUGCUCGACCAACCAUGGCACCUGUGGGAGGAGGGAAACCUCAUACGAACUGGUCUACAGCUCUUCAAGACCAGCACGGCUAUGAUAUGUAUCCAGCAUUUCCGAGAUAUACUUGCAAUCGUCCAUAUCCACAACCGCAGGAGGCCGUGGACGAGAGCAUGAUGGACCCGAGGCUCCUGGAUAAGAACCAACUCCGAGGGCACGAGAGCGGCAACAAGCUAGAUGUUGCUCCGACACCCACCACUAACUCGCCCGUUCCUCACAGGGAGGUUUCAGCAGGUAGUCCUGCUGAGUUGAACAGAGUGGUAGGCGGGUGUGAUGGCAGGCAGGGCAAACGUGAAGCGCAAAAGGUUGCUGCUGGCGUGCGGGCUGGUGGACGAGCCACCAGGAGACGGAAAAUAGUGCAGUAG